CUCUCGUGUCCAACGUACUUGCGAAUCUCAAGAUGGUAUGCUUAGGGCCACAAGCAAAUGACUUGCUAAUAUUCAUUGGUGCUGUAUCAUUGCAGCUGAUCUUUUCCGUGUUCAAAACACUCACUGACCAGAAGGUCACGGUCGAGUUGAAGAACGACCUCUCCAUCACUGGCGUACUGAAGUCCGUUGAUCAAUUCUUGAACAUCCGCCUCGAUAAAAUAGAGGUCUUUGACGAAGCAAGACAUCCUCAUAUGAUGGCAGUAAAGAAUUGCUUCAUCCGUGGCUCUGUCGUGCGCUACGUCCAGCUUCCUGCGGAGCAUGUCGACACGCAGUUAUUGGAGGACGCGACGAGGCGUGGUGCGUAA
Molecule: messenger RNA, 365 nt
Organism: Fomitopsis serialis
Lineage: Eukaryota; Fungi; Basidiomycota; Agaricomycetes; Polyporales; Fomitopsidaceae
Exons: 3
Coding region: 33-365 (110 amino acids)
Biological process (GO): mRNA splicing, via spliceosome
Cellular component (GO): U4/U6 x U5 tri-snRNP complex; P-body; catalytic step 2 spliceosome
Molecular function (GO): RNA binding
Source: RefSeq, a predicted model, not a curated record